AUGCUCGGCCUCGGUGCAUACGAGAGCAGUAGCGAGGACGAGGUAGUGACCAAGCCCUCUCUCCAGCCCCAGCCAACACCCAGUACGACUGCCAACGUAGCCCCCAGCGGCCCAGUCCUCGGUCCCGCAUCCGGCCCCGCGCCUCUCCGCCAGACACAAUCGCCCGGCCGUUCCAACAGCGGCCGUUCCUCUCCCUUCUCUACAACACGGGCUCUGUUGCACGAUCUCACGCUCCCUCCAGUCCCCAAUCUGGACAUUCCACCGUCACCGCCCGGGUCUCCGGACCCGGCCGCCAAUGCCAAGUUCGAGCAUUUCCUCUCUCUGAAGAAACAGGGCGUUCAUUUCAAUUCAAAACUGGCCAGCUCGUCUUCACUGCGAAAUCCCAGCUUGAUGAUGAAGAUGAUGGAGCAUGCAGGUAUUGAUGAGCAGUCACAAUACAAUACAUCGUUGCCGGUUGAGCUAUGGGAUACCAGCAACCUACCCAAAUGGGCCUUCAAGGAAGAGCUUCUCAAGGCUCAACAAGAGACCCGACAGAAAGUGGAAGAGAAGAAGGCAGCAGGGCAGCGGUCCUCAAUUGAAUUUGUCUCUGGGUCGGAGGCAAAGAGGAAAGCCAAUCCAUGA
Messenger RNA from Penicillium canariense, 621 nucleotides. RefSeq names its product HCNGP domain-containing protein. Bases 1 to 621 code for a protein of 206 amino acids. The record is from RefSeq and is a predicted model, not a curated record. Gene Ontology annotation, biological process: regulation of DNA-templated transcription. Gene Ontology annotation, cellular component: nucleus. NCBI's taxonomy places the organism in Eukaryota, Fungi, Ascomycota, Eurotiomycetes, Eurotiales, Aspergillaceae. The transcript has 2 exons.